AUGAAGUUAAUUCAAGAUCAAACAAUUGACUUCAUUAAUGACUUUUUUGUACAAAAUCCAUUAUCCCAACUCUCAAUUCUAGCAACAUAUGAAUCUACAUGCCGCAUUUUAACACCUCUUUCCUGCAAUGUUCAAGAUCACGUCAAAAAAAUCAAAAGUUUAUCAUUAGAAGACCAUGGUGGUGAACCAUCUCUUGAAAGCUCACUCUCUAUUGCUACAGCAAUUCUCGGAAAUGGUGAAAAGAACCCUGGUCUUGCGCAAAUCUCAACAACCAAAGAAGUUCUAAUUGUUUACGGCUCACUAACUACAUGUGAUAACUCCCCGAUCUACAAAACUCUCAAUUUAGUCAGAGAUUCCAAAAUUAAAGUAUCAAUCAUCGGUCUCGGCGCAAAAGUCUUUGUUCUUCUAAAUUCACAGUUAUUCCAGAUUAUUACCUUCGUGAAGCAAAACAGAGCAACGCAGAAAUUGUUCAAACUCUCUUUGAUCAUAAAGUUCCAAUGA
Trichomonas vaginalis G3 is the source of this 501-nucleotide messenger RNA. Its product is annotated as nucleotide-excision repair. Gene Ontology annotation, biological process: nucleotide-excision repair; regulation of transcription by RNA polymerase II. Lineage: Eukaryota; Parabasalia; Trichomonadida; Trichomonadidae. The transcript has a single exon. The record is from RefSeq and is a predicted model, not a curated record. Gene Ontology annotation, cellular component: transcription factor TFIIH holo complex. The coding region runs from base 1 to 501 and encodes 166 amino acids.